Messenger RNA from Mercurialis annua (annual mercury), 1389 nucleotides. RefSeq names its product ferredoxin--NADP reductase, chloroplastic. The coding region runs from base 162 to 1262 and encodes 366 amino acids. NCBI's taxonomy places the organism in Eukaryota, Viridiplantae, Streptophyta, Magnoliopsida, Malpighiales, Euphorbiaceae. The record is from RefSeq and is a predicted model, not a curated record. Gene Ontology annotation, molecular function: oxidoreductase activity. The transcript is spliced from 9 exons.
UAUCCUCACAUCAACCACUUCAUUGGCUUCAAAAUCUCAUCCACGCAAUCCCAUAAUCCAUUUCCAAACCUAAACACAACAAAACCAAACCAGAAAAAUAAUCUCCCUUCUAGCAUUUCAUCUUCUCACUUCCCAUUAACACACUACACUACAGUACAGCCAUGGCCGCUGCAGUUACAGCUGCAGUUUCUUUUCCGUCCUCUAAGUCCACUCCUCUAUCUUCAAGAGCGUCCAUCAUAUCACCAGAGAGAAUCACCUUCAACAAGGUUCCUGUUUAUUAUAGAGAUGUUUUGUCUUCUGGUAGAAGAGUGAUCUCCAUUAGAGCUCAAGUUACAACAGAGGCCGAAGCUCCUCCGGUUAAGGUUAAGAAAGAGUCGAAGAAAAAUGAUGAAGGUAUUGUUGUUAACAAGUUUAAGCCGAAGGAGCCUUACAUCGGGAGAUGCCUUUUGAAUACUAUUAUUACUGGUGAAGAUGCUCCUGGUGAAACUUGGCACAUGGUCUUCAGCACUGAGGGAGAGGUACCGUACAGAGAAGGGCAGUCAAUUGGUAUAAUUCCAGAUGGUAUUGAUAAGAAUGGGAAGCCUCACAAGCUGAGAUUGUAUUCAAUUGCCAGCAGUGCUAUUGGUGACUUUGGAGACUCCAAAACUGUUUCUCUUUGUGUGAAGCGACUUGUGUACACCAAUGACAAUGGAGAAGUAGUAAAAGGAGUCUGCUCAAAUUUCUUAUGUGAUUUGAAACCUGGAGCUGAAGUGAAGAUUACUGGACCAAUUGGAAAAGAAAUGCUGAUGCCAAAAGAUCCUAAUGCCACAAUUGUUAUGCUUGGAACAGGAACUGGAAUUGCUCCUUUCAGAUCAUUCUUGUGGAAAAUGUUCUUUGAGAAGCAUGAGGACUAUAAGUUCACCGGUUUGGCAUGGCUGUUCCUGGGAGUACCCACAAGCAGCUCACUGCUGUACAAGGAGGAAUUCGAGAAAAUGAAGGAGAUAGCUCCUGAUAACUUCAGGCUGGACUUUGCUGUGAGCAGAGAACAAACUAACGAAAAAGGAGAAAAAAUGUAUAUUCAAACUCGAAUGGCUCAAUACGCAGAAGAGCUCUGGGAAUUACUCAAGAAAGAUAACACCUAUGUCUACAUGUGUGGAUUGAAAGGAAUGGAGAAGGGCAUUGAUGACAUUAUGACAUCGUUGGCUGCGAAAGAAGGCAUUGAUUGGUUAGAGUACAAAAGGACAUUGAAGAGAGCAGAGCAAUGGAAUGUGGAAGUUUACUAAUGUGAACAACCCUUAUUACUUGUACAAAUUAAUGUCUCCUCUUUUUGUUGUAAUGAUUCCAUCAACCUGCAUUUCUGUAGAUAGGUAAUAUGACUCCAAUUUUCAAUAAAAUCUUCUCUUCUAUGGU